UUUCUUUCGAAAAGAUUUCUGGAUUCUUGAAGCUACCUCUACUACUAUUGCUCUGUUUAAGCGAUCUCCUCAACUGUACUACCAUACGGAAAACACUUUUUCUCGCCAAAAAAGAUAGGGUCGAGAAUCUAACUCAUACACAAGUGAAGCGAACGUAGAGCUCGCAAUUUCAGAGGAUCUUGACAGAUUCUGAAAGUCUCAUAUCAUACUCGGUUUUUAUUGGGUGUGUGUAAUUAUCUGCCGAGUUCUGUCUUUUGAUUGAAAGAAGGUUGUGGUGGUGAUUGUGAUCGAGUUGCAGUAUAAAGUUGGCCAGGAUGGGUACAUUUGAUCAAGCUUCUAAUGCAACUUUUAGGCCAUUGGAUUCUGUAAGGAAGAGGAAAAGACGGGAAGGCACUAACUCUGUUGCAGAGACCCUUCAGAAGUGGAAAGAGUACAACAAGUAUCUUGAUACUUGUACUCCUAAUGGAGAUGGUAAACCAGUCCGCAAAGCUCCUGCUAAAGGCUCAAGGAAGGGAUGUAUGAAGGGGAAAGGAGGACCAGAGAACUCACGGUGUAAUUAUAGAGGCGUUAGACAAAGGACAUGGGGUAAGUGGGUUGCAGAGAUUAGGGAACCAAACAGAGGACCAAGGCUUUGGCUUGGCACUUUUCCAACUGCAUAUGAAGCUGCUCUUGCAUAUGAUGAGGCUGCACGGGCCAUGCAUGGUGCACUUGCCCGGGUGAAUUUUCCUGAAUCAUCAAAUUCAACAAUCUCAUCGAAGGAUUCUCACUCGGCUGCGAGCUAUUCUUCUGUAGCAACUCCUGCAGGGUCAGACUCUACUACUACAUCAAAUCAUUCUGAAGUUUGUGCAGAUGAAGACAGCAAGGAGCACAUUGUAAAAUUUGGGGAUGAUAAAGGUGAAUCAAAAAUAAAACCAGUUACUGAACCUGCCUCACCAUGUAGUACGCUGAAACAAGAAGUGAAAAAAGAGCUGGAAGAUGUUUCUGGGAGCGACUGCGGUGGGAUUCCUGAGAAUGAAGUCCCAGAUAAAACUGUGCUUCAACAAUACAAUACCUGUGUGCAAAAACAGAAAGAAAGUUGUGAUCUCCAACAUCACAAGGACGAGCCUUUAGAUGUGAAGGAUUACGGCUGGGAUAAUGGAUGUGAGGGGCAGGAUUACUGGAAAAAUUUCACCAUCGACGAAAUGUUUAGCGUUGAUGAGCUGCUAGGUGCCAUAGACAGCAACCCACUCGGUCUGGACUUUGAUGGUGGUGAACUAUUCGCUGAUGAUGGUCAUGUACAGCAGGAACCUCCUCUUGAUUUAUCAUUCCAGUUGCAAAGCCCAGAUGAUAGGUUCAUUGGGGGUCGUGAGCGUGUAGAGCAGGUGCCUUCAGUGGGUGAUUACAACUUUGAUUUCUUGAAACCUGGCAGGCAGGAAGACGAGAAUGUUCCAUUGGACGAUCAAGGAUGCUUCAGUUUGGAAUUGUCGAACUCAGGUUUUUAGGGGAACAAGGAAGACGACAUCGCGCAGACUGAAAAUGAUACUGUUUAUCUUGUUGAAAUGAACGAGUUCAAUAAGAAUACUUGUUCUGUUCUUGUUCAGAUGGAGGGAGGAGGGUUAGGGUGUAGGUUCCUGCUAUAUGUAUAUGUGUUUUCUAGUUUACUGAAUUUGUUCUUUUAGAGCUAACCAACAGAAUGAGCCGAUUCUCUAGAGGUUUUUAGAUCAGAGUAAUUGGCCAUGAAAUUUCUUGUUUUUUGCAAACAUACUUCUAUAGUCGGAGGGCUAGUCAUUGUUAUACUUUUGGGAAGCUUUUGUGAGAUUUUGGGAAUCUUGUUUGUUAGACAAGAGUACUCGGGAUAGAAGUUUUUGUUCAAUUCGGAUCUAUUUUCUCUUCUGGGUAUUCUAUGUAUGAACAUAGACGCAUUUGUAAUAAUGUACUGAACCAGUUGAGCGUGUACCUGUAAUUCUUUUAUUUUUUAUUCUUUAAUUUUCUUGA
Messenger RNA from Manihot esculenta (cassava), 1974 nucleotides. Its product is annotated as dehydration-responsive element-binding protein 2C. The transcript has 2 exons. Gene Ontology annotation, cellular component: nucleus. Gene Ontology annotation, biological process: positive regulation of DNA-templated transcription; response to stress. The coding region runs from base 315 to 1481 and encodes 388 amino acids. The record is from RefSeq and is a predicted model, not a curated record. NCBI's taxonomy places the organism in Eukaryota, Viridiplantae, Streptophyta, Magnoliopsida, Malpighiales, Euphorbiaceae. Gene Ontology annotation, molecular function: transcription cis-regulatory region binding; DNA-binding transcription factor activity.